AGCUAUAGGAGUAUAGCGGAAUAACGUGAAUGCGCCGGCGACGCCAGCAAACGAUGUAGAAUAGAUAGAUCGGGUGUUGUCGGGAAUAGUCGGUUUCCACGAAGCGCCAUAUCGUCACUUGGAACGUCAGUCACUGUUCGGUGCUCGGGCAGGGAAGUUUGUAAAUGAAAUUUGUUAGAGGAUCACCAUUAGUCGUAUACUUUUUACACGACAUUCACACACAUUUUAUCCUUCUGAUUGUUUGCUCGUCUAUCCAAAGAAUACUAAUAAUUAAUCGAGUCACAGUAGAGUUGUUAGUGUUAUUGACAAGUGAAUUGAAUGAAUUUAACAGUUGAUAUAGUCGUGUUGAUGUAAGAAACCACUCGAUUUUUUUGGUGAUGAUACAUAUUGAAAGAAGUGAAAUAUUAUAUUUAAGCUGCAGAUACUGUUACAGCUAUUUAUUUUCUAGAAAAUAUUUAAGUAAUACCUGCAGUACCAGAGAGUGAUAAGAGAAUUUAUUUUUAUGAAGAAUUUGAGUAAAUUGAAUGAGUUAAACUGAUUGAUACUGUGUAUUAACAGUAUUUGGAAUUGAGAAAAUCAUUUAUUUGAGUAAUUUAAGAUAAGCUUUGGUAUUAUUUGUAUAUAUCUAAUUUUAUUAUUAAUGCCGAGAGCAUUUUAGUGAUACAUAUAAAUAUAUAUACAUAUAUUUAUAUAUAUAUGUAUAUCUAUAUUUCAUGAAUACAGUGAGUAAGCUGAAGUUGAUUGAAUUUGGCAUUUGUUUCACGUGGUAGUACUAACAGUAAAUAGUAAACAAUAAUACGUCAACAAUUCAUUCAUUAUGUGGAAUAUUUAGACUGGAUUGAUAAAAAUUGAAACGUGUGUAAUAUGAUGGAUGCUGCUACUGUUGAGUAUUGCGCGCAUAUGCGUCGCUACAUUAGACAGACAAAACUACACUGUGGAUACUAUUUUGCCAUCGUUCAUCGACUCUGAUUUAUUGUGAUUAUUCAAUCAAAUAAUUAUAUUUAUAUUCUACAUCUGACAAGUGUGUUGUGUUGAUUGUGUUAAAUGUGUGUGGUAUUAUGCUCUGCAUCAAGUCAAAAAAGAGUCAAAGAUAAACAAAUUAUUUUUCUUUCCAUUUAUAACGCUGCAAUAAUUAUUAUCUCAAGUUUAAAUACUUGAUAAAGUAAUUCACCUGUGGCCGUUUGCAAUAAAAUCCAAAUGUCUAUCAUCGAUCACGUGUAAAUAGGGACCAGUUUCGAUGAUAAUCAUCAUUACAUUACCUAUGCGGAGUAUUACCAAUCAUUUUUAUUGUUAUUUAUAACAAGUGUAAAGUCAUCAGUCAUCGCGGUUGUCAGUUUCAAUUUAGUUUAUUCACUUAAAUUACCUGCAAGGAAUUUUCUACCUCGUGUAAGUGAAAUAAAUUGUAUUUUGCUCGUGCAGUAAAAGUAUAAGUGAUACAGCUGAUUCAAGUAUAAUAUUGUUAUCAUAAUCUGAUAACGAAAUAGUGUGUGUUUCAAAUUAUUAUUAGGUAUUGUCUUAUAUACCUAAACCAAUAUUUAGAUAAAUAAUUUUUAAAAAGUCUUACUUAAAUAAGAAAGAGAAAAACAAGAGAAAAGAAAAAAACAGAACAAUCAUGGAUAUCUUACCAAGUGGGAAUAUAUUUAGAGAAUUGCAGGACAUUCAUGAUACCGGAUAUUUUUCGGCUCAACCGUCGCUAGAAGAUCACUGGCAACAGACAUGCUACGAAAUGGAGAGGUACCUGAAAGAUGAACCGAAGCUACAAUCGUACAAAAAGCUACCUACAGAACUUGAUACAGCACCGUGGAAUCUAUUUAGAGCACCGCCAAUUUCAUGGACAGCAACAACUUGCACAACUAGCACACAGUAUGAACCUGAGAUUAAAAUGGAGGUGACUUCAUCAUCAGACGAUGUAGAUCCUCUAUGCCUGGAUGAUAUAAAAUUUAGUCCAGGUGACGACAAUCACAAUGGCCGGGAUAGGGAUUUACUAGAUCGUAAUCUUGAUUCUCUGUCAAUGUCAUCUUCUAGUUCGGCGUGUUCUGCCCUAUCUUGGGAUAGUUCGCCGACAUUUUCUUACAGAGCACUUAUUGUAAAAAAAGAACCAAGUGAAGACUUGGAAGAAGAUGAGGAACAUGAGGAAAUUGAAGAGGAAGAAGACAGUGGUUGUGAGGGCGAAGGGCAAAUUUUAACACCCCCUUCAAGUCCAGAAUCGACUCAAGGGCAUUCAAAUUCAAGUCAUUCAUCAAGUGGGAGUUCUAUGUUGGACGUUCACAAUCUAAAUCUUCAUAAUACGGGUGGUAGGAAUGCUGUUGUUAGACUUACAACGACUAACGGCCAAAGUGUUGCCAGACUAAUUUCCGUCGCGACAAAUGAUUUCCCGACUACUCCAAGCACACAACAUCAACACACAAGUCCAACAUCUAUAACCACAAGUAUUGCAACUAACAGGCAUCAUGCCAGAAGUCAUGAGCACAGUCCUCAAGAUACAAAACGUAGAAUACACAAGUGUACGUUUCCAGGAUGCAAAAAAGUCUAUACAAAAAGUUCCCAUCUCAAAGCUCACCAACGAACUCAUACAGGAGAAAAGCCAUAUAAAUGCAGCUGGGAAGGAUGCGAAUGGCGAUUUGCUCGUUCUGAUGAACUUACACGUCACUACCGCAAGCACACAGGAGCAAAACCGUUUAAAUGUCGACAUUGCGAUCGUUGUUUUUCACGUAGCGAUCACUUAGCUCUUCAUAUGAAAAGACAUGUUUAAUUAUUUAAUCAUUUUAUUUCACACGAACUCGACAUGGUCAGAAAUGAAAAAUUCAUCUUCUGAUCUACAGUUUCCAAGUUGCUAAUUCUUUCCAUCAGCAACUUAGAUCAUUUUCACAAUAUCUUAUCCCAACCCACCCACCUCCUGUCAUUAUUCUCGACGUAAUGGAAGAAAAUCUACAUUGAAUUUAUAAUAAACAAGAAUAUCUCAAUAUAAUUCGAAUAAAAGAACAUCAUUAAGAGAUUUAUUUAAUAAAAAAAAAAAGUUCUCUCGUUUCUAAAUAGAAUGUUUAUGGAUUUUCUGAUGCUACCUUGCUUCCAAGUUCAUCUUACGCUUCUCCUUCAAUGUCGUCAUAAUAUAAUUGUAUUGCAUAUGUGUGUAUUACUGUGGGACCCCGAAAUAUAUAUUAUAUAAAAAUAAUUAAUAAAAAAAAUGAUGGCUUAAAUAAUAAAAAAUAUUUGUGAUAAGUGCUACGAACAAAUAUCCAUCUCUCUUUGUUCUUGUUAUUCAUUCAUUUAUUUAUAAACUUUUUUAAUAAAAAACAAUUGCAUGGUUUUUUAAAUUGAGAGAUGUUGAAUCACUGCCAGUAAUUAUGUUAAUGUAAAGCAUUUUUAUAAAUAUAAAUGGAUAAGUAAAAAAAAAAUUUUUGAGAAAAUAAAGAGUAAAAAAAUAAAAGGAGAAGUAUCGAUGACACAACGAGGAAUGCAACGAGAAUAUUAGAGAAAAAUUAGGAUGAAAUUAGGAAAAUUUUAUUAGAAGAAAAUACUUGCGUCGUUUCUUUAAUAUAUUAACAAGUAAACGCAUACCAUAAAAAUUUUCAACGACAUUAUUAAUAUUAAUAAUACUGUUAUAAAUUAUUAUUAUCAUCAUUACUCUUACUCUUAUUUUUAUAUAGUAUCUAUAAUUAUUAUUAAUAAUCAUAGGAUCCUCGGUGCUAAAUAAACUAAAUUCACAUUAACAUGGCUUAAAAAUGUCAUGUGGAAUUAACUUUUUCUAUGCGUUUUACGAGUUGAUUGAACGGCGCAAUUGUUUAGAAAAUUGUAUCUAGUAUUAAUUCAACGUAUAUAUUUACAAAAAAAUUAGUAAUUAUAAAUAGACGAAAAACAAAAAAAAAACUAAUAACAAUUAAAGAAAAACAAGGAACAAGAUAUGCAGCAGAUUCCAUUUAACAUCAAAAUACGAGAGAUCUUUAUGUAUUAUUAUUAUUAUGAUUAUUAUUAUUCUUCCAUUUUAAUCAAUAAAAGCAAGAAUCCUCUUGGUUUCUUUUGAAAUAUAUGAUAUAUUUCCAAGGACAGUCAAGAGGGCUUCAAUUUUAAAUGUUCAGUGGCCAAAUAAAUUAUUAAAUAAUACAUUAAUAUAUAUAACAUAAGCGUUAUAUAAUUAGUUAGAUGAUAAACGAAUGAAUGAGUAGUAAAAGCUAGAUAAAAACAAUUUAUCAAAGAAUAAAAAAAAAAUGUUAUUGCUUUAAAUCAUCAAGGAAUAAUCAAUGAAUGAAGUGAAUGAGAUAGUGACGAAAUAUAAAUAAUGCAAAACAAUACAAAUUAAUAGAUUAAAAUUAAUGUGAGAAUGACUGAAGAUUAGAAAUUACAAAAUGAAUAAAUAAAUCAUUAAAUGAACAUACAGAUAAAUAAGAAAAAUUCAAAGUAAUAAUUAUUGAGUUUGAAUAUUGUGCAAUUUCUUUCAAUACUUCAUUAUCUGUUACCAGAAUUUUUUAGUUAUAUAUAAAUAUAUAUUAUAUUAAUUCCUAUAAUUUUAUUAUUACUUAUUAUUAUUAAUUAUUAUAGCAUUUAAAAAUUUGUAUACUGCGAACGAGUUUAUCUGAAACAAAAACAAACGCAUGAACAAAUAAAAAAAGACAACAAUAAUAAGAACAAAACCAUUAAAUAAGUAUGUAACGCAAUGACUUAAUAACCCAUGCAUAUUGAGGAAAAGUUUUUUGAUAAAAAUAUUUCAAAUCAUCAUAAUAUAACAAUGCUGGGCGUCAAAAUCCGUCAUUAACUAUUAUUGAAAAACGAAAAAUAUUGCCACAUAAAAAGAAAAAAAAAUAUUAAAAAUAUUUAAAAAAUAAUAAUAAAAAAAAAUGCUUCUGCUUGAUAAACUCAACUCUAACAUUAUCAUAUCAUAUAUAUAUAAUAAUGUUAUGAAUUAUUGAAAGCACGCACAUACUAUCUUUCGCCGAAAAUGAGAUUGGCGUGUUAAAUCACAAAGCUUAAAAGUACAUAACAUGAACAUUUCUGUAAAUUUUAACAUCAUGGAAUAGUAAUACAGAUUGGCGAAAAAUCUACAUUCAUUCUUUCGGACCGUCAACGAAAACUUUUGUACGUAUUUUCAUUCUUUUCAUAUGGAAAAUGAUGCAUAUAUAAGAGUAUAGUUAUUAAAAAUAAAUGAGAAUAACAAAACUGUUUACAUGAACUACAUUAACUGUGCAAUAUGUAUUACAAUUCAUACAUAAAGUGGAUCAGUUUGUAUAAAAUUUGUAUGUAACCCGUAACUGGACAAAUAAAUAUUAAGCUAUUAUUAACUUUUAACAAAAA
Messenger RNA from Chelonus insularis, 5286 nucleotides. Its product is annotated as Krueppel-like factor 6. Bases 1613 to 2752 code for a protein of 379 amino acids. Gene Ontology annotation, biological process: regulation of transcription by RNA polymerase II. Gene Ontology annotation, molecular function: RNA polymerase II cis-regulatory region sequence-specific DNA binding; DNA-binding transcription factor activity, RNA polymerase II-specific. NCBI's taxonomy places the organism in Eukaryota, Metazoa, Arthropoda, Insecta, Hymenoptera, Braconidae. The transcript has 6 exons. The record is from RefSeq and is a predicted model, not a curated record.